Molecule: messenger RNA, 2774 nt
Organism: Silurus meridionalis
Lineage: Eukaryota; Metazoa; Chordata; Actinopteri; Siluriformes; Siluridae
Gene: suclg2
Product: succinate-CoA ligase GDP-forming subunit beta
Exons: 11
Coding region: 174-1472 (432 amino acids)
Biological process (GO): tricarboxylic acid cycle; succinyl-CoA metabolic process
Cellular component (GO): mitochondrion; succinate-CoA ligase complex
Molecular function (GO): succinate-CoA ligase (GDP-forming) activity; ATP binding
Source: RefSeq, a predicted model, not a curated record
ACUCGAAGGUCAAAGGUGUACAGUGGUCUCUUGAAACAUACGCGCGCGCUCGUUCGCACACCUCCACCUGCCCUUUCUCACACAGCAGUCUCUCUCUCUCUCUCUCUCUCUCUCUUUCUUUUGGCUCGUGGGCACGCGCUCGACAGCUGCAUACCUUUCACUUCCGGUCCAACAUGGCGGCAUCCAUGGCAUCCCGGGCUGUUUCUGGAGCGCUUCGCAGAGCUGCAGCCGGUUGUUCGUUUCUCAGCAGAAACACGCUGGCAAGAGUAAGCCCCAGAAGAUGGCUGAACCUUCAGGAGUACCAGAGCAAGAAGCUGAUGCAGGAGUGCGGAGUGGCCGUCCAGCGUUUUUUUGUUGCCGACACUGCUGCAGAGGCCCUGGAGGCUGCCAAGAGGCUAAAUGCUAAAGAAAUCGUUCUAAAGGCUCAGAUCCUGGCAGGAGGCCGAGGCAAAGGGGUGUUUGACAGCGGCCUGAAAGGUGGAGUGCACUUAACCAAAGACCCGGCAGUGGUGCAAGAGCUGGCCAACAAGAUGCUCGGCUUCAGCCUCACCACCAAGCAGACGCCGAAGGAGGGCGUCAAGGUCAACACGGUGAUGGUGGCUGAGGCGCUGGAUAUCUCCAGGGAGACGUAUUUCGCCAUCCUGAUGGACCGUGCGUUUAAUGGCCCGGUCAUGGUCGGCAGCCCACAGGGGGGCGUAGACAUCGAGGAGGUCGCGGCCAAAACACCAGAGCUUAUCUACAAGGAAGUCAUCGAUAUUUUCGAGGGCGUUCGAGACGAUCAGGCGCUGCGCAUGGCGGCUAAUUUGGGCUUCAAAGGGCCGCUGGAGAGGCAGGCUGCGGAUCAAAUUAAAAAACUGUACGAUCUCUUCCUGAAAGUCGACGCCACUCAGGUGGAAGUGAACCCGCUCGGCGAGACUCCCGAAGGACAAGUCGUGUGCUUCGACGCCAAAAUCAACUUUGACGACAACGCCGAGUUCCGGCAGAAAAACGUCUUCGCCAUGGACAACACGGCCGAAAGCGACCCCACAGAGACCGAGGCGGCCAAAUACGACCUCAAAUACAUCGGCCUGGAUGGCAACAUCGCUUGCUUUGUCAACGGUGCCGGCCUUGCCAUGGCGACGUGUGAUAUCAUCGACCUGCACGGAGGGAAGCCGGCAAACUUCCUGGACCUAGGAGGAGGAGUGAAGGAGAACCAGGUGUACGUUGCGUUCAAACUGCUCACUGCCGAUCCGAAGGUAGAGGCCAUCCUGGUGAAUAUCUUCGGCGGGAUUGUGAACUGUGCCAUCAUCGCUAAUGGUAUCACUAAGGCCUGCAGAGAGCUGGAGCUCAAGGUACCCCUGGUUGUUCGGCUGGAAGGAACAAACGUGCAGGAGGCUAAGAGGAUUCUGUCUGAGAGCGGGCUUCCUAUCACCGCAGCCAACGACCUGGACGACGCAGCAAAGAAAGCAGUGGCUGCAAUCGCCAAGAAAUAAUACACACACACACACACACACACACACACACACCCAUACACAUGCUAAGUCGAACCAGUUUUUUUACACCAAACUUGUCUGUCAUUCAAACACUUAGCUCCUCCUACAGAUCAAACUCGUGCAUUAGAUUCUAAACUCCAUAUUAUUUAUAUUAUAUAUUCUAUUAUUAUCUUAUACUUAUAUAAAAAUACUAAUAUUAUAAUAUCAUUAUUAUAAAAAAAAAGUCCAUGUUUGAGACUGAACUCGUCUUGUACAGUGUAGGCCUGGCUUAUAUGAUUCAUUCGCUCAUUUAUUUAACGCGCCCCUUAUCACUGGAACUCGUUUUCAUUUAUUUGCCGUUCUGCGUUGAGGGAAAACGUGGCUAAUCUUGUGCUGCAUCCGCACGAUGUAGCGAUAUCGCCCGGCGCGUUAUUAUCUUGCUGCGCGCGAUCGUCACGCUCUCCGGUGCUCAUCACUCUCGCUGUGAAAAUCCUGCUAUUGAUUUCAAAAGCUUUUUUGCAGUGUGGACUUCUGCACCAUAAUCUCUGCAUUUGCUAGAUAUUUUAUUACAAGUACAAGUACUGUGUCAUAAGUUCCUCAUCUAUUCUUACUAUCCUUAGAUUGCAAUGGAAUUGAAUUUGACCAAAUUGUGUAAUUUUUGCAAAAUCAUUCCAACCUUAUUUUUUUAUUUGAAUUAAAAAAAAUGUAAAUAAAAUUUAAAAACCAGGAAAAAAAAAACGUUAUUAUUGUGCAGGAGCAGGAUCGAGUAGGAUCUUCUGAAGUUUGGAAGGUGAUGAGUCUCUGUGGAUAUACACGUCUUUAUGGCCUUAUAUAAGAUAUGAUAAAUACAUCUUUAAUUCUCUCUGCCAUACGGAAAACUGCUGUGUGAGUGAUGAAGACAAACACUGCUCUUGCGUUCACUUCCUUCCUUCUUUCCCUUUCUUUCACUUCCAUUACUUUCCUUUCUCUUCAUUUAACUUUGUUUCACUUCUAUUUCAUUCCUUUCUUUUCCUUUCACUUUUUUGUAUUCCUUCUCUUCUCUUCCUUCCUUCUUUUCCCCUCCUGUUCUCUUCCUUUACUACUUUUCUCUUUCUUUUCUUUCUCUUCAUUCUACUUCCUCGUUUGCCUCUUAACUACAGCAGCGUUACUCCUUUCCCCUCGUGCCUCUCGUCCAGACCAUCUGAACCUGUGACUUUAUUGGAAUGUACCAUUUAAUGUGAGAGCCGUUUUUUGGUAAUCAUUAAUAUCAUCAGCAUGAUUUUGUGAAUUGAUUUCUGUUUGAAAUUUGUUUCUCUCAAUGCAAUAAAAUCUCACCUAAACAUA